AUGAUACAGGCCCCGGGGAAAGAGCAAGAUAUCAUGGAGGUGGCUCAGGCGCAAGAGGGGGAUGGCAAGGACAGCAAGGAGAUUCAGAAAUCCAAUAGAUUCACUCCCUAUCUGACAACAGUUCCAAGGUCCGUGACAAUGUUUAAAAAGCUCCAAGUAGAGAAAACGCCUGAUUCUUCAAGUCCCCCAGAGAUAUUAGAUCUACAAUACAGUGGUCCCCUGGAGGGGCCGUUCGGCUUAGGUCCGCUAGUUUUCUCUGUCUUUCAACGUUUCAACAAUAUUGACUUCUUCCUGAUUUUGUUCUUUGUGGUUGUCCUAGCUCAUGGAUUUACAUUUGCCUAUGUUGAUCGGAGUUUUAAAAUAUUGGAGGAGGUAUUUGCUCUGACAGAUACAGAGAGAUACUUAAUGAAUAACAGUGAUUAUUAUGCAUCUUUGAUGGUAGCAAUAUUUGUAGCAUACUACGGAAGCAGAGGGAACAGGUCAAGAUGGAUGGCAGCUUCUGCCUUUAUAUUAGGAAUUGCAUCAGUUGUAUUUGCUAUUCCUUUCUACAAGUAUGAAAUUAUAAGGCAAUCCGAAGAUAAGGAAGAUUUGUGUGAAGUAAAAAAUGCGACAGAUUGUGGGACAUCUAGAAUGCCACACAGAUCAAUAUGUAUCUAUCUCUUCAUCUUCGCCCAGUGUCUUCACGGAAUCACGGAGAUGCCUUUUUAUAUCCUUGGUUUCACUUUCAUUUAUGAGCAUACUCCCAAAUUAUCUACUGGCAUCUAUAUAGCUGUCGCUGAUUCUGCACAAGUAUUUGGAUACGCUUUAGGUACUGCAGUAGGAGCCUAUGGUGCUAGAUCUCAGAAUCAAGCUUUGAAUGAAAAGUUACCCGGUGGAAACAAGCUAAUGCUUGAGAAAGAAAAGGAACAUCUCUUCUUUGACAAGAGACUUGAAAAUAAGGAAUUUGGACCUAGAUUGAAGGAUUUACUUCAGGCUGUUAAGUGUCUGGUCUGCAACCCGCUGGUGAUGUGCUGCUCACUGUGCAAAACGUCAGAGUGCCUGACUCUUAAGGGAAAUCACGAGUUUGUGCCUCUAUAUUUAGAAAGUCGGUUUUUGAUGACACCGACACUUGCCAGUCUUCUCACAGCACUUUUUAUGAUUUGUGGAUAUACAGUUGGCCGUUUCCUGGGAGGUUUAAUUGUAGACAGAUUGGAAAUGUCUUGCAGGAACAAAAUAAGAUUUACAGUAUUGACAUCUUUUGUAUCACUUUGUCUUUUUGUAUUAAUCCUUUCUGUAGAGUGUGAAACAGUGAAAUUUGCUGGAAUCAAUGAAGAUUAUGAUGGGACAGGUAUCCUUGGAAACCUCACAGCUCCAUGCAAUGAGAAAUGUGAUUGCUCAAGCAGACGCUAUGCUUCUUUAUGUGGAAGGAAUGAUAAAGAGUAUUUCUCUGCAUGCUAUGCAGGCUGCACUGCUUAUAAAUACUUGCAGGGUGAAAAGACAUACUACAAUUGCUCUUGCAUUAAGGAAGGCCUGGAAACUUCAGAUUCCGACGGUCAUUUUAUUGAUGCCACUUCUGGAAAAUGUAGUACCAAAUGUGACUCAUUACCCUUGUUUUUUGCUUUUUUCUUUUCUUCGGUUGUUUUUGCUAAUUUGUCUAAUGUAUCUGUCAACUUGUCUCUUCUCCAAAGUACACCUAUCAGUUAUAAUUCUCUGAGCAUGGGUGUAACCUUUACAACUUGGAGAAUAAUCGGAUCUGUUGUUCUACCAGAGAUUUUUAAAAAAGUAUCAACAGAAUCUUGCAUUUACUGGAACAUUAAUAAAUGUGGAUUCAGAGGACGUUGUUGGAUCUACAAUGUCUCAAAAGUGGUCUACAUGAUGAUGGGAAUAAAGAAGAUGGAAUACAAUGUUGGAAUUCUGGCCACGUCAGUCAACCCUUCGGUGGGUACGUUAGCUUCCUGCACCGGCAGUAACGUUCCCUGCAGAGUUUAG
Molecule: messenger RNA, 1968 nt
Organism: Chionomys nivalis (European snow vole)
Lineage: Eukaryota; Metazoa; Chordata; Mammalia; Rodentia; Cricetidae
Product: solute carrier organic anion transporter family member 6C1-like
Exons: 13
Coding region: 1-1968 (655 amino acids)
Biological process (GO): transmembrane transport; sodium-independent organic anion transport
Cellular component (GO): membrane
Molecular function (GO): protein binding
Source: RefSeq, a predicted model, not a curated record